Molecule: messenger RNA, 5866 nt
Organism: Hemicordylus capensis (graceful crag lizard)
Lineage: Eukaryota; Metazoa; Chordata; Lepidosauria; Squamata; Cordylidae
Product: zinc finger protein RFP-like
Exons: 7
Coding region: 44-1486 (480 amino acids)
Molecular function (GO): protein binding; zinc ion binding
Source: RefSeq, a predicted model, not a curated record
GGAAAACGAGACUCACUCAGCCUGCUGGCCUUGAAGCUGAGCCAUGGCGGCUCUCAGCGCCAGGAAGAGGCUCGAGGAGGAGGCGACUUGCUCCGUCUGCCUGGACUUCUUCACCGAUCCCGUGACUCUGGACUGUGGGCACAAUUUCUGCAAAGCCUGCAUCGUCAAGUGCUUUGGGGAGAAGCCUAUAAAGACCACCUGCCCUCAGUGCAGAGAGAGAGUUCAGCCGAACUGGAAGAUGAACCGGCAGCUGGCCAAUUUUGUUGAGAUAACCAAAGAGCUGAGUAAUCAGGCAAAGCAGGCAGCAAGAGUGGAGAGAGUCUGCGAGAGGCACCAGGAGCCCCUGAAGCUCUUCUGCAAGGACGACGAAGCCCCCCUCUGCGUGGUGUGCCACUUAUCCAAGGAGCACCGAGCUCACAACGUGGUUCCUGUGGAGGAGGUUGCCCAGGAGUACAAGUUUUCUCUUCAGGAUCAGAUCUGUACCUGUCUGGAGAGGUUGAGGAAGGAGAGAGAAGACAUUCUCACCUAUAAAGCAGACACAGAGAAGGAAAGCCAAGGCCUCCUUAAGCAAACAGAAGCUGAGAAGCAGAAGAUGGUGGCUGAAUUCAGACAGCUACACCAGCUUCUGGAAGAAGAAGAGAAACACCUGCUGGUUAAGAUAGAAGAGGUGGAGAAGGAGAUUGCAAGUAAAAUGGACGAACAGAUGGCUGAACUGUCGAAGGAGCUCUCCUCCCUUGAAAAUGUUAUCCAGGAGAUGGAGGAAAAAUGUCAGCAGUCAGCGAGUGAACUUCUGCAGGAUGUUAGAAGCACCUUGCAGAGGUGUAAGAAGGAAAUGGUGUUUGAGAAUCCCGUGACUUUUCCUCCUGCUCUGAUGUGGAGAAUCUGGGACCUGUGUGAUAUAAAUCCCUUCCUGAGGGAUGUCAUGAGGCAAUUCAGAGUCACUCUGGGAUCUGGAUUUCAGCCACAGAAAGCCAACGUCACUCUGGAUCCAGACACUGUUCAUCCCCGACUCAUCCUGACUGAGGAUCAUAAAAGUGUGAGAUGGGAAGAGAAAUGGCAAGAUCUGCCCAAUAAUCCUGAGAGAUUCAGUGACUCAAUUGUGUUGGGACGUGAGGGAUUCACAGCAGGGAGACAUUGCUGGGAAGUCAGUCUGGGAAGUGAGGGAGAAUGGGCUGUAGGCGUUGCCAGAAAGUCUGUGAAGAGAAAGGACACGUUCAAAUUGGGUCCUAAGGGGGGGAUCUGGGUUGUGUCGAAGUGGUAUGGUGGGUAUUGGGCACUUGAUUACCCUGCUCACGUUCCUCUGCACCUGAGUGGAGAGCCUAAGAGGAUCCGAGUGACUCUAAACUUUGCUGAAGGGCAGGUGUCCUUUUUUGAUGCCGACUCAGCAGCCCCAAUCUACACCUUCUCGAAAGCCUCCUUCUCAGGACAGACCCUUCUCCCUUUCUUUUUUGUGACUGGAAAAGGCUCCCUGACCCUCUCCCCAUGAAGCAGCCGAAGAGUGGAGACCGAUGUGUUUUAAACUACAACACCUGCAACACUUGUACAGCUUUUGCUGAAGAUAAGAGUUGGUUGGGGGGGGUAACCAUUUGAGGAGAAGCUGGCUUUAAACAUCUGUGAUUGGUUCAUCCUUGCAUCAGUCAAAGCUAUUUUCAAAGUGAAGAUGUAAAAAAAAGGAGUGGGGGUAAAGCCCUCUUUUAUUAGGCAACUGUUCCAGCUGCUGGGAGUUGUAGAAGCAGAUAAUCUGUCCCCCCUCCAUGUUUCAUCUUUCACUCCAGAGCCAGGUGCAGGCAGAGAGGUGGAGCUGAAGGGCUCAGAGGUUACCCUGCAGGGAAAUCCCCCUACAUCCACUCCUGUUUCUGUGUACCUCUUUCUCCAAUCUUCCCUAAGGCAGCCAGAUCUACGCUACGGGUCCUAGUAUUAUUCUCCAGAGUGAUAGCGGGUGGUGGUUGGACACAAAUAUUUAUUUGUCUAGAACUCUUUUUGCAUCUCUGCAGUGACCACCACAGUCACCAAAAUUAACUCAGAGACAGUAUCACAGUUACAGUCAUAAAUAUCAUAUCUAUUCUCAACAAAGGCAGAAAAAAGGUGUCCUGCUGGUCUCCAGGAGCCCAGCCUCGAAGGCCCUGAACCCUGAACUUAGUUUCCAUUUUGUCUCCUACCCCAAGACCUCCACCAGCUGUGGGUAUGGAGGCAUUAAAAUCCAUUUUUUCUACUUUGGGAAACUGUUAUGACAUUCUAGGCACAACCUAUCUGUUCAUAAAAGCCAAUUUACAUAGGAACAUAGGAAGUUGCCACAUAGUCAGACCACUGGUCCAUCUAGCUCAGUAUUGUCUUCACAGGCUGGCAGCGGCUUCUCCAAGGUUGCAGGCAGGAAUCUCUCUCAGCCAUAUCUUGGAGAAGCCAGGGAAGGAACUUGAAACCUAGAUGCUCUUCCCAGAGCGGCUUCAUCCCCUAAGGGGAAUAUCUUACAAUGCUCACAUUUCUAGUCUCCCUUUCAUAUGCAACCAGGGCAGACCCUGCUUAGCUAAGGGGACAAGUCAUGCUUGCUACCACAAAACCAGCUCUCCUCUCCUUUCCCAUGUUCCUAUGUUGCUAGGCACAAUCUAUCUUUUCUUAAAAGCCACUUAAAAGCCCAUCAGCAGUUCAGAUGCCACACAGAAUCACAAUUAACCUGCUUCCUUGAGCCUCAAAAGUGUGAGAGACUCCCCAGAAUUCCAGCAUCAUUAAAUUUUAAAGGAACUUUGAUGAUCUUCUAGUGCAGACCCCUGCUCAGUGCAGGAAAUUCUUAUUGUAUCCCUGAAAGACGGCAGUCAUAAGAACAGCCCUGCUGGAUCAGGCCCAAGGAGGCCCAUCUAGUCCAGCAUCCGGUUUCAUACAGUGGCCCACCAGAUGCCGCUGGAAGCCCACAGGCAGGAAUUGAAAGGGGCAUGCCCUCUCUCCUGCUGUUACUCCCCGUCUGGUAUUCAGAGGCAUCCUGUCUUUGAGGCUGGAGGUGGCCCACAACCCUCCGACUAGUAGCCAUUUAUAGACCUCUCCUCCAUGAAGUUAUUUGCUGCUGAACUACAGCUCCCAGAAACUGCAGCUGAGGAUGAUGGGAGUUACAGUUCAGCAACAUCUGGAGUACCACCAAUUGGGCACCCCUGUUUUGGUCCAACCACCUGCUCCGUGCUCCGUACACUGAAUGGCCAUUUUCAAGACGUUAGAGAGGGGUAUAGGUGCAUCCAUCUCUCCACACACAGACCCCAGCAUGUCAUCCCAAUACUCAGGGAUGAUGGGAGUUGUAGUCCAACAACAGCUGGGUGGUUUCCAGACUGUGAGCUCUACAGCAGCUGGAUGUGGUGUAAAAUGUUUCAGCUUGGCAGGAUUGUAUUCAAAAUGUAAAUAAAGGGUGGGAGCCAUUUGCUGAGAGAACCCACACACAGCUGGACAAAGAGAAACAUAAUCACAGAAAUAAAAAAAGAAAUAUAAUCCCAAUGUUAACGGAGGAAAUAAAAAGGAAAUUGCACUGAUGCACAGGAGCACCCCGGGGGGGGGGGGCGGAGAGGAUCAUUUCAAAAGCUGAGAGGAGAUUAAGUUAUUGAAAUGUCAAAUUGCUGAAUGAACCUUCCACAUUACACCGUGGAAAGAGUGGCACAGCCCUCCUAAAACGGGAAAAUACAGCUUAUUUUUUGGAACGCACAUGCAACGUUGUAGUGCUAAAACAUAAAGAUAAAACCCUGAAGAAUGCUUCCAAUGUGCGAAUGGCACCUUGCUGUCAUUGCACGCAUGACGGUGUCAAAACACAGUACGGAUGCAUAGCGAAACAAUUAAAAUGUGUAAUCUGGAAAGUGCCCUGGAGGGCCAAAGUUGUGCAGUCCUGAUCUAAUUCCACAGGGGGGCAGUUUGGAGGAACAUGUAGUUUAAAUACUCCCUCAAAGCAGUGUUGGAAGCAAGUGUUGAGAGGCUCUGUACAAAGCAAAGCGAUAGUACGCCAGCUGUGAUGAUACAAUAACGGCUGAUCUUCCUAUAUCGCUGCUGCCCAGUAUAGGUGUUUCCCAAAGUCUGGGAAACAUUCCAGUGGGGAUUCGAACCAGCAACCUCUGGCUUGCUAGUCAAGUCAUUUCCCUGAUGCACCAUUAGAUGAUACAAUAGCAUGUCAGAUUUAGGGGCAGAGAUAUGCAGCAAACCAGCCCACAAACAGUCCUCUUCAACUCCUUGCUUAAAGAGCCAGUGAUAGGUUAACUUUUAUAAUAUAUUUUGGGGUCCCAAGUAUAGCCCUAUGUGAAGGGCUGACUAAUCACAUCAUGCCCUUAUAACCAGAAAUUGUGAGGCAGUAAAUACUGCCUCUCAAUUUAGGUGGGCUUAUAGCAGUGGUAGCUGCUGCCUCUUGGGCUGUGGGGGGCAAAGAGGAGUGAAGGGAGCCAUUGCAACCAUUGAUUGAUCGAUAGAUUGAUUAAGUGCCGUUGUCAAGUCAGUUUCAGCUCUUAGCGACCACAUAGAUAGAUUUUUUCCAGGAUUAUCUGUCUUCAACUUGGCCUUUUAGGUCUCUCAGUGGUGCAUUCAUUGCUGUCGUAAUCGAGUCCAUCCACCUUGCUGCUGGUCGUCCUCUUCUUCUCUUUCCUCCAACUUUCCCCAGCAUUAUGGACUUUUCAAGGGAGCUGGGUCUUUGCAUAAUGUGUCCAAAGUAUGAUAGUUUGAGCCUGGUCAUUUGUGCCUUGAGUGGCAAUUCUGGAUUGAUUUGUUCUAUGAUCCAUUUAUUUGUUUUCCUGGCUGUCCAUGGUAUUCUCAAAAGUCUUCUCCAGCACCAGAAUUCAAAAGCGUCAAUGCCUUUUCUAUCUUGCUUCUUCAAGGUCCAGCUUUCGCAUCCAUAGAGUUUCAGGGUAAAAACCAUUGUCCGAAUGAUUCUAAUCUUUGUAGGGACAGACACGUCAUGGCAUCUAAAUAUCCUUUCCAAGGCCUUCAUUGCAACCCUACCAAGUGAUAGUCUGUGGUGUAUUUCUUGACUGCUGGAUCCUUUACUGUUGAUGGUCGAUCCUAAAAGGCAGAAGCUAUCCACCACUUCAGUGUCUUCAUUAUCAAUUCUGAGGCUGGUUGCUGUACCCAUUGUCGUUAGCCAUUGUCAUAACCCCUGCUAACUUAGCAAAGAGGCACCUUUUAAGAGUAACUGGCCCUAUCCAUCCCCAGCACAGUACCUCCAGUGACUGUUGCUGGUGUCUGUCUUAUGUUUCUUUUUAGACUGUGAGCCCUUUGGGGACAGGGAUCCAUCUUAUUUAUUUGUUAGUUCUCUGUGUAAACUGCCCUGAGCCAUUUUUGGAAGGGCGAUAUAGAAAUUGAAUAAAUAAAUAGAAUAAAUAAAUUAGGUUAGCUGUAGUCCCAUUUUUUCACUGUGCUUUUUGACUUUCAUUACUAGAGCUUGUAACCAUAGGUGGAAUUAAUAGUAGGCAGGUCCAACCCUAAAUUAGAAAGAACCAGCCCAUGGUUUUCUCCACCUGUACUUUUCUUGUCUCAGCCAAAGUCUCCCUCAUUCACAUCAGAACUUGGAGGCUGGCUAUUUGGGUCUGAUUUAGUGCUAAAUCAUCCCUUGGUUGGCUGUGAGUCAAGGAAUCCUGCCCUUAGAGUGGUUCAUGGUGGGUGCAGAGGCAUAUCUAGGGAAAAUAGUGCCUAGGGCAAGCACUGAAAUUGCGCCCCCUGUCCAAACAUCUGACACUUAUCUGAUUCUCUGUACAUAGUGCCAAACUGAAUAUGUGUACAGUGACUUAUAUUAUAUUAAUUUAAAAAAAACAACCUGUAGCCCCUUCGGGGGGCUUCCUAAAGGCUGUGGGGGGGGGGUCUGCAAAGGUUUCCCCUCUCCUCUCUGGCCUCUAGGGCCUCGCAGGGAACAUUUCAG